Monodelphis domestica (gray short-tailed opossum) is the source of this 1425-nucleotide messenger RNA. It is a transcript of the gene H1-7, whose product is annotated as H1.7 linker histone. NCBI's taxonomy places the organism in Eukaryota, Metazoa, Chordata, Mammalia, Didelphimorphia, Didelphidae. The record is from RefSeq and is a predicted model, not a curated record.
CCUCUGUGACGUAAGUCACUUCUCCCUCUCCCCUCCGAGGCCAAGCAGGGUGGGGAAGUCUCAAACCAACUGCCCCGCGGUGGCGGGAGCAGGGGUCACCAUGACUGAGGCAGCCGCUGACCCUGGUGGCCUUUCUAAAGAGCUAGUCCUUGAAUCUUCGGAAAAGACGCUGGACACCCAAGUGAGGCAUCGUCGGCGGUCGGUGCUCCGAGUUUCUCAGCUCCUGCUGCGGGCCAUUGCUGCCCACAAAGGAUUGACUCUCACUGUACUCAAGAAGGAGUUUGGCAACGCUGGCUACCAAGUGCGCCGGAAAUGCAGCCGCCAUUCUUCCGAGACGCCCCAGGCAGCGUCGGGUAGAGGCACCUUGCUUCGGGUGAGCGGCAGCAAGGCCGAAGGCUACUUCAGAGUCUGGAAGAGUCUGAAGCCAAUCAAGAAACGCCCUAGAAAACCAGCCACGAAAAUCAAGGAAGUGCACAAGAAGCGCUUGGCGUCCCUGUUCAGUGGCCGUUACAAGAAGGCGCCUGAGCAGGGUUCCCAAACCAACCCGAUAGACUCAUUGGAUCCGGAGACCAUCAAGAGGCCGGAGUCCUCCGAGAGGCCGAAGUCGCCCAACACGGCUGAGGCUACUAAGGUGACCGAGGCUCCUUAUACACCCGAGAAGAAAAUCUCCAUGGAGCAAGUGAAGGAGACUCCGGAGAAUAUGGAGAUCUCCUCCUAUACCUCAAAGCUAAAGGAAUCAAAGAAAACGAGGGAAGAGAUAAGGCGCAAGGCGAGGCGGCAGAAGAUGAAGAAGCUGAAGAUGGAGGAGGAGAUGGAGAUGAAAUCCAUGGAAACGUUAAAGGAAAAGAAAGAGAAGAGAAUGAAGAUCUUGGAGCACAAGAAAGCGACAGCGAAAGAAGACAAGAAAGAGAAGACUAAGGAGAAGACCAAGGAGAAGGAGAAGGAAGAGAAUGUUGACUCUGAGAAGCCAUUGAAGCAUAACCCAAACGACCCUGGCCGGAGUUAUAGCCCAAAAAGUGCAAGGCAAUCCUACAAAGUUUCUCCUGGAAAGAAUUCCCUCCAAAGGAAAAAAAGCAUACUAAGGAUAGAUGCACGCCGUUAGUGUAUGGAGAGGAAUCUACAGCCCCUGACCUAGGCUCUCACUCCCACUCAGAGACUCCUCUUGGAACAAUCUAUGCACUCACUGAGUGAUAUGGACAGGAAGUAUUUACUAUACCUUUUCCCAUUGUCUUUGUUGUCUUUAUUUCCUUUUAUGCUCUGGGAGUGGGAUGCAGGGAAGAGGAAGAAAAAAGGAUGAGGUCAAAGAGGGUGUAGGUGAGUGUCUCCUGACAUCUAGGAUCAGCUUUCCUUGCUUAUUUUAAGUUGUAUAGAAGAAGAAAAAAUUCAAGAAGAGGGGAAAGAGUGAUAAUACAUUUUUAAAGUUUU